GCCGAAGAAGCCUCCUUAGCGAAAUCACGCGCUACUGCACUCGAUCUAUAUUGCCCGUGGGCGCUCUCCAUUCAACGCUGCCCGACUGGCAGAGACUGAAGCUACUCAAGAGCUAAUCCCAACUUUGUGUCCUGCAGCCCGCUGGCCUCGGGAUCUGCAUCGCCGUCAUGACUGUCCAGUCGAAACUCCUCUCUUCGAAACUACGUCCCACCGGGGAGCAAGUAAAGAAGCUGGUGGAUGCCUAUUCAACCCAUCGACCUCUCAUUCAGCGAGCCCUUCUACUCGGCUUCGUCGCACACAUCCUGACGACGACCUAUCUCGGACUGAACGGAAAGUCAAACCCCUCCAAGCCAUCUAAGAGGGACAAAGGAAAGGGCAAGGCAACAGACGGCAAUGACGGGAAGAAGCAGAGGGUCGCCAUAGAUGCCGUAUUCUAUCAACGUCUCUCCACCAUCCUGCGUAUUGUGAUACCGAGUCUACGCUCGAAGGAAGCCUUGCUUCUCGUGAUGCAUUCUAGCCUGCUCAUAUUCCGGACUGUCAUAUCGCUAUACGUCGCUGCACUAGAUGGCAGGAUAGUGGCGUCGCUAGUCAGAGCACAGCCAAUACCCUUCCUCCUCAAUAUACUCCGCUGGCUGCUCGUCGCAAUCCCGGCAACGUGGACGAACAGCUGGCUCAGUUACAUCCAGAACAAGCUUGCCCUUGCAUAUAGAACCCGGUUGACUGAUGCAGUCAUGAAACAAUAUCUAGGCGACGAGAAGCUUGCACAAGAUCUCAAGAUAUUCUAUAAGUUAUCGAACCUCGAUGACAGGAUCAAGAAUCCGGACCAGAUGAUAACCCACGAUAUACAGCGAUUCUCAACUCACCUCGCUGCCAUCUACGCGAACGUUGCGAAACCGAUUCUAGACAUGAUCCUUUACAACUACCAGCUUUCCCAGAACGUGGGUGCGGAGGGACUCUUUGCACUCACCUUCGCCGUGCAAGCAUCCGCGGCUCUCCUGCGUGCCCUCACGCCGCCCUUCGGCAUGUAUACGGCACUGUCAGCACAGCUAGCGGGGAACCUGCGUCACACGCAUUCUCGUCUUGCGGAGUUCGCGGAAGAAAUCGCGUUCUUCGGCGGCGAGAACACUGAAAAGAUGUUGGCUGAACGUGAGUACGCAGGUCUAGUACAACACGAAUCCAAGGUGUUGCGGAAAGCAUGGUGGCAUGGAUGCGCCGAAGAGGGAAUCAUCAAGUGGGUGUGGGGAAGCUUCGGUCUGUGCAUAUGUGCCAUCCCCGUCUUCUUCAAGAUCCCUGGCGUAGAUAAUCUCGACUUAGGCGGUCGGACGGAAGGAUUCGUCACGAACCGCAGAUUACUGCUGUCUGCGUCGGAUGCGUUCGGGCGUGUGAUGUACUCAUAUAAGGAGCUCUCCGAACUUGCGGGGUACACCGCGCGUGUAGCACAGCUGCUCGAGACGAUGUCCGACGUCCGUAAGGGCAAAUUUGAGAAGGCAUUGGUCAGCAGCGCAAAUACAGAAGAGAAUGCGAAGAUCCUCAAGGGCCGGGGUGUCAUCAUCGAGUCGGACGAGAUUGAGUUCGAUUCAGUGCCGAUCGUGACCCCUAAUGGCGACAUCCUCGUCCGUAGCUUGAGCUUCUACGUGAAACCAGGGCAACAUUUGCUCAUCGUGGGACCAAAUGGCUGUGGAAAGUCUUCGUUGUUCCGUAUCUUAGGCGGCCUUUGGCCUGUCUAUGGUGGCAUCGUCCGUAAGCCACCGGCGUCGCAAUUCAUCCUGAUCCCGCAAAGGCCAUACCUAUCCUUGGGCACGCUCCGGGAUCAAGUCAUAUAUCCGCACGGCAGAGAGGACAUGGAAGGAAGGGGCAUGACCGACGACGAUCUCUUUGCUAUACUUGCUAUUGUCCAGAUGGACAACGUUGUCGAGCGUGAAGGGGGGUGGGACAUUGCACGCGAUUGGAGGGAUGCGCUCAGUGGAGGAGAUCAGCAGAAGAUCGCUUGGGCGCGCCUGUUCUAUCACCGGCCGAAGUAUGCCGUACUUGAUGAGGCGACUUCCCUCGUACCGCCAGACAUGGAGGGCAGGAUGAUGGAGCACGCAGCCAAGCUCGGAAUAACGCUACUGACCGUUUCCCAUCGACCGUCCUUGUGGAGGUACCACUCGAUGAUUCUGCAGUAUGAUGGUCAGGGCGGAUAUGUCUUCACGAAACUUGAUUCAGAGAAGCGACUGGCACUUCAGCAAGAGAAGGAAGCUCUCGAAGCAAAACUGCUUGAAGUCCCAAAGAUGAGGGCCAGACUUGUCGAACUGCAGGCCCUGCAGUCAGAGCAGGCGUAAGCACGUUGUAUGUCACGGCAUGUUGGUAUGAACACUCUGGAUGGUAUGUUCUCUUGUUUGUACGUGUACCCCGCUUCUGUAUUACUGUUCACGACCCCAUUCUCUACGAUGCGAUGAACAAUUCGGCGUCACGGCGCUGGCUCAUAAGUAAUUGAAGAGUCUCCUGCUCCUCACGACUCCCCGUUAC
Rhodofomes roseus is the source of this 2508-nucleotide messenger RNA. RefSeq names its product adrenoleukodystrophy protein. The record is from RefSeq and is a predicted model, not a curated record. Gene Ontology annotation, biological process: peroxisome organization; very long-chain fatty acid catabolic process; fatty acid beta-oxidation. Lineage: Eukaryota; Fungi; Basidiomycota; Agaricomycetes; Polyporales; Fomitopsidaceae. Bases 168 to 2321 code for a protein of 717 amino acids. Gene Ontology annotation, cellular component: peroxisomal membrane. Gene Ontology annotation, molecular function: ATP binding; ABC-type transporter activity; long-chain fatty acid transmembrane transporter activity. The transcript has 17 exons.